UUCGCAUUUUAUUUAUUAAUCAUAAAAUGCUUUUUUCAGCUCCUGUGAUGUAAAAACUUGUUGGUACACACUUCCACCACUAGAACAUGUUGUCGCAAUUUUAAAAAAGAAAUAUGAUAAUGCUAGACCUAUGCUUGGUUCUAUUCCACUAGGUGCUAUGAGAAAAAGAUGGAAACAUCCAGAAUCAAAUGAUGAACAAUCAUUGGUAAAAAAUAGAAAAAUAUCGGGAAAAAAUAAUUUAUAUUUGAAGGUUUAUUUGAAGAAUUCGCCAAAUUAUUGCGAGGAAGACGCGGCGACAGGAAGUCAAGGGUAA
Molecule: messenger RNA, 313 nt
Organism: Meloidogyne enterolobii
Lineage: Eukaryota; Metazoa; Nematoda; Chromadorea; Rhabditida; Meloidogynidae
Source: the annotation of a GenBank genome assembly